UAGAAAUUCCUAAUAAUUCGAGAAAAUUUUUGCAUAAUAGAGUAUAUUUUGUUUGUUAAAUAUUAAAUAUAGAAAGCCUCGCGGAUUUUAUUACUAAAUGUUAUUUUCUCGUUAUUUUGUACAUUAGUUGUAAAAGAGACCUUAAUAAUAGUAUAAAUUUGUUAAAAAGUCACUGUCAUUACUUGCGAAUCGAUAGAUUUUUGUCAAAUUUGACACUUUGGGUGAGAGAAAUUUAUUUAGUUUUACUUCUUUAUUAAAACUGUAAUUUGCUUAAAUGGAUUUACCGAACAUCGACAAUUAUUACUUAAAAUCUAAGAAAUCCGGGGGUUUCCUGAAGAGAUCAUUGUCUACGAUAGGACUCGGUCAUGCAACCGCAAAUUUAACAUUAAGGGAAGCACGAUCGUUCACAGGGGCUGUUGAAGAACUGAGAAGUUGUAACCCAAAGAAACAAUACAUUUGUCAAACAACGGAAGUGACGUCGAAUCAGAUAUUCAUCGUCAAGGAUGAGAUGCUAACUUACCGGGGUACCAGAUAUUCGCUGAACGACAUCGCAAUAAGAUGGAAAAAAGACUGCAGGACAUGGCUCUGGAAAAGUAAGCUUGGCAGAAGAAGAAACAGAUCUCUGGGAGAAUUGCGAGAGAAAAUGCAAAAUGCCAAAAUUCAAAAUUGAUAUCUCAUUAAUCAACUUUUUCUUCUUGAUGUAGUAUUUCUUUACGCCUGUAUCAGUAUUAUUGUUUAUUAUACAAUUAUUUUUUAACUUUGAUUCGAAUUUUCGUAAUACAUGUCAUCAUCAUCAUCAUCAUAAGGUCGUCAGUCCUGAG
This is a messenger RNA of Agrilus planipennis (emerald ash borer), 821 nucleotides long. RefSeq lists its product as uncharacterized. NCBI's taxonomy places the organism in Eukaryota, Metazoa, Arthropoda, Insecta, Coleoptera, Buprestidae. The record is from RefSeq and is a predicted model, not a curated record. Bases 275 to 670 code for a protein of 131 amino acids. The transcript is spliced from 2 exons.